Ceratina calcarata is the source of this 3719-nucleotide messenger RNA. Its product is annotated as putative replication factor C subunit 1. The transcript is spliced from 3 exons. NCBI's taxonomy places the organism in Eukaryota, Metazoa, Arthropoda, Insecta, Hymenoptera, Apidae. The coding region runs from base 704 to 3391 and encodes 895 amino acids. The record is from RefSeq and is a predicted model, not a curated record.
ACUUAAAAUAACCUUCGCCGAUUCUUUUUAGUUUAUUGAAUGAUUAGAAACUUUGCUAACUGCGUUUCUGGCGGAUGAAUAGAAACGGCCUUGUACAAGACUUCAAAGAGCGUUACACAAAACGUGUAACGGAUGUUUAGAAAGAAUGCAAGAUUAGGAGAGGAGUUAUUUUAUUUUGGGAAGUGGGAAUGAUUUAUUUCUUUAAUCGAUUGUUGGGUCUCUGCAAUGCAGAGCCGACCACUUGCCAAACUACCGGAGAUCGUGCCAGAAAUAAUAUUAAUAUUUUGAUUUCCCGAACGUCGAUAGAAUUCAACUGCAGUAUUUACAUAUACUGUCUAGACUUUAAUCUAAGUACUAAUUUAUAUCAUUUAAUAUCGUAAGAAAUGCGCUUCCUCAAGAAUGAAAUAUUUAAACACGCGGCAAGGUCUUCGACGAGCCGUGGAACGAGCCAUCUGAGAGUGAAAUGGUAAAACUCGAGAAUUUACCGACGCUAAAGCUGAAAGUCACUGGGACGUGUCGACCUUCUAGAUAACUGUUCCAAUAACCCGAUGGGAUUAACGAGACGCUUAGAGGGAUAGGAUCCAAUCCACAAAUGUUAAAUCGCCUCUUAUAUAUUCCGAGAGAUCUGCGUUUAAACAUCGUUAAAUCGUCAGGGUAAUCGCUCUCUUUAAAACCAUAACUUAAAACCAUAAACUUUUGCAAAAUGAUGGACAACUGUUGCGCUCCGCAAUGGGCUGAUUUUAUGCACAGUCCUCAAAUGUUCUGCGAGGACUAUUUUGAAAAAGAGCACGAGGUACACGAGCCUCAAAUACACAUGAAAUGUAUUAAAAAAUAUAACUUUCCUACUCCAAGUAAAGACGUUCAUGACGAGUCGAACAAUGAAACGAAGUUUGAUGACAGUUUGGAGGACAAGCCUCCUGUAAAUACUGCAUAUUUUAUACCCCAUGACCCUAAAAAAGAGAAUAUGAGGAAAGAGAGUCUAUUGAGGAACUUGAAGCUGAACGAAAAAUCCAACAAGAUUCACCAGACUUGGAGCGUAUCUAUAACAGAAUUGACUUCUACGUUCAAAGUAUCGACAGCAGAAGAUAAGAACAAGCCUAUGUUACCAGAAAGGAUCAGAAAACGACUGAUGGAGCCAAGAAAAAUCCAGCCAAGAAAUGUGAAGAAGGAUAAUUUACAAGGGAAGAAACAAGCAGAGACUGAUAUUCCAGAAGAGAAGUUGUCUGAUAAAACCGCACCUAAGACAGACAAUAACUUGAAGAAGCGCCGUUCGUUUGGUAGAUCUCAGCCAAAAGUGCUCACUUGUCAGUACCGCAGGAAAAGUUUGUUGAACUCGACACGUUCCAAUAAAUUCGUCAGCCUCGCAGAGGCAGUGUCCAAAUAUCAGAACGGAACACCUCAGAGAUUCCGUACUCUCAGCAACAAGCCGGCGAACCCAUUGAUGAGAAUAAAACGUUCUUCUAUGAAGCUGACUCUCCCAGUUUCACCAGCGUUGAGGUGCAAAAAGAGAACCAGACAGACUACUGUACUGAGCCAGGAGGAACGAGAGAAACAACAGAUAGAAGAGCUGAAGAAGAAUCAGAUCAAGGCGAAACCAGUACCGGUAAACAUUUUAAAAGGACCUUCCGUUUUAAAGAAGGUGCCUAAAAAACCACCGACGAUUGCAGAGGAGUUUCAUUUCUCUCAGCCGAGGAAGAAGACGAACGAGGACAAGGAUCAAGGAAACACCGGGCCUGUUACUCAUUCCAUGAGCGCUACGAACGUCGUUGAAGACAAAGAUGAUUCAGAACCAAUUUCUAAAAGAACACGACAGUCCUUGCAUGCGAGCGUUAAAGAGAAAUCGAAUAAUAAAGAACAGAAGGACGAUGCUAUCACACGUUCAACCAGUUCUUCUAACGUAACUCUAAGGAAGGCGAACAUCUGUACAGAUUCUCCUGGUAAGAAAACUCGUCACACUGUUCUGCACGUGAACGUGCAGGAUAAUAAGAAGGAACAGAAAGCUUCAGCUCCCGUCGCUCGUUCUACCAGUGCUUCAAACGUAAUUGCAAAGAAGGAGAACAUCUGUACGGAUUCUCCUGGCAAGAAAACUCGGCACACUUUGCCCGUGCAAGAGAACAAGAAGGAUCCGAAAACUUCAGCUACCGUCACUCGUUCCACCAGCGCUUCAAACGUAAUUAUAAGGAAGGAGAACAUCUGUACGGAAUCUCCUGGCAAGAAAACUCGGCACACUUUGCAUUCGCAGGAUAAUAAGAAGGAACAGAAAGCUCCCGUCGUUCGUUCCACCAGCGCUUCAAACGUUAUCGCAAAGAAGGAGAACAGCAACACGAAUUCGUCUGAUAGAAAAACGCGGCAGACUUCCCUGCAAGAGAUUAACGAGAAGAUAAAGAAAGGCGGAGUUUCUGUCACUCGUUCGAUCAGCGCGUCGAAUAUAAAAAAGACGAAUGCCUGCACCGAUCUCUCUGUGAAGAAAACGCGGCACGCGGUUCUGCAUAAGAGCCUGCAAGAGAAGCAGCAAAAGAAAGGAGUUCCGAUAGUUCGUUCCGUCAGCGCUUCGAGCAUCAACCGUAAAAAGGAGACCGGGGAAUCGUCCAAAUGUAAUUUCGAAGCUCGUAACAAGGAAUUCCAGGCAAAGAAAGAAGAGAAGUUGAAAAACUUGCAGGAGAUGAACAAGAUAAAAGCGGAGUUCCACGCGAGGCCUGCGCCGAAGUUCGCGAGAUUACCGUUCGCGGUCAAGGAAACGAAGAAGAAGCCGGUGAUCACGACUUGCCCGUUCAGUUUCGAACAGCGGAACAAGAACUUGGCCAAGAAGAAGGAAGAGCUCGUGAAGCAGAAGCAAGACGAGGCGACGAAGACUUAUGUAUUCCAUGCGAAUCCAACGCCGAACUUCAAGCCUGUCACCGUGCACGGAUGGUCCAAGGAGAAUUUACGAAACAAGGAGAAGGACACGAAGGAACCAGCGAAGAGAGCGAAGAGCUGUAGCGAUCAAGAAAACAGGCAGCCUAACGUGAUGAUUAAUGCAAAUAAGAGACCAGAAACGAAGAGUGCGAAUAAGCUUCAAAAUAAUAAAGCAGUAAAAAAUAAUGCAGACACUGAUAAAUUGAAGGUUGCCAAGUUCGAGUUGAAGACGGAUAAGAGGGCGAAGAACAGGACAGAGUUCGAUGAGAAAUUGAAAAAGAAGGAGCAGGAAAUGGCGAUGAAAAAGUUUGAGGAGGAGAAAAAUAGAUUGUUGCAGGAGAAGAUGGAAAUAGCGGAAAUACGGAGAAUGAUGGAGACAAAGGCGAGGCCGAUGCCGGUCUACAAACCCAUGGUUGCUGUCAAAUCCAUGAAACCACCGACCAGCCCUCACAGUCCUGCGCUCGGUGUUCGAAACAGAGCAAAGAGCGCUUCGUAAAUCUUCAUAGCUGUAUCGCACGACUUUGCCUGUGUUCCAGAUGUAAGUAACACAAUAUUUCGGUAAGAUAAAUAUUUGAAAUAUAUAGAAUAUCAUAAUAAAUGUUUUUUUUUUUAUGAAGAAUUGGUGCAAUUUAAGACAUAUCUUCUUUACACGGUGAUAACAGUUGAAUAAUCGAUAAAUAAGUAUUUUAAUUCGUUUUAUUUCCUCGGUUCUGUGUUGAUCGUUUUGAAUACCUAGCUAUUGAUAAGAUUAAAUGGUUGCUCGUAUCCUCCUUCGUAUCACAUAAAAUAUAUAUUUUAAAUAUAAUAAAUUUGUAUGCCAAGAA